Annulohypoxylon truncatum is the source of this 1050-nucleotide messenger RNA. RefSeq names its product vacuolar import and degradation protein-domain-containing protein. Bases 1 to 1050 code for a protein of 349 amino acids. The transcript is spliced from 3 exons. The record is from RefSeq and is a predicted model, not a curated record. NCBI's taxonomy places the organism in Eukaryota, Fungi, Ascomycota, Sordariomycetes, Xylariales, Hypoxylaceae. Gene Ontology annotation, biological process: proteasome-mediated ubiquitin-dependent protein catabolic process; negative regulation of gluconeogenesis; protein catabolic process in the vacuole. Gene Ontology annotation, cellular component: extrinsic component of membrane; GID complex.
AUGCCUACCCCCUCUAAUAAUCCGCCUCCUGAACUCCCUCCUCGAACGCAUAGCUCUUCAUGUCCCGAUCCGGAAGAAGUGUCUCGCAGUAGCUGGCGACCCGACCAAGAUGGCCUCGAGAUGAACAUCGACGGCCAGGAAGUCGAUGCAUCAUCGCCCGAACCCGUCAGUGCUCCACCACCCGACGCCGCCAUCUCAGAUUUGCUUUCCGCCACCGAGUCUCCUAGACCGGACUCGAGGAGCGGAACCGAACCCACUAUUCUCUCUUCUGACCGCGCCGAUUCGCCAUCCGACUCCACGACCACAACGUACAAGCCGACCGAUGCCGACGACGAUGCAUCGGCCAGGGGCGAUAUGGAUGCCUUGCCGACCCGGCAGCGGCGGCGCGUCACGUUCGAGGCCGCCUCGCCCAUCGGCGCGGACGGCGAAAAGCUAGAAUACGGAGCGGCGCCCGGUCGCUGGCACGAGGAUGCUUAUGCGCCGUCGAUGGGAUUCGAUUACUCCAACGUUCGAAUAAUACCUACCUCUCCGUCGUCGUUCCUAAGACCGGGAAGCAGGUUUCACGGCACCCAGCAGUCGGAACGACAGGUAUAUGAUGUCCAGGUGGAAAUCAAGUAUGUCGACCUGCGAGAAUCGUUCCUAUGCGGCUUUCUUAAGAUCCAAGCCGCUCACACGAGUGGACAUUUAGGUCUUACGGAGGACAACCCGACGCUUACGACGUAUUUCGAGGGCGAGCUCAUCGGCAGCAAGUACGGCUUCAUCACGAAGCACGAGAACUGGGGCGCGACGGAAAAGAUCGACCUAAACCACUGGGGCAAAUUCUCGGCCUUCCGACCGUACUCGAAGCAAGUGCGCAAAGGACCCGUCACGAUCCCGAACUUGGCUCAGCGCGAGAACAUCUUCAUGCGCUGGAAGGAACACUUCCUGGUCCCCGACCAUCGCGUGCGCACUAUCAAUGGCGCCAGCUUCGAGGGCUUCUACUACAUCUGCUUUAACCAAAAGGAGGGCAGCGUUAGUGGUAUAUAUUUCCACUCGAAGAGUGAAAAGUGA